UAGCUGUCACAAACGCCGGCAAUUCCCACCGAGUGUGUUCGGAACGUGAUUGAUUGUUCCUGUUCUCACUUGUCUUCUUCUCUUUCAGCACCUCAUUCACCAUUCCAUUGGUUACUGCUGACAUUUACCCACGUUGUUUCCAUUGGAACCUUCUAACUCCAUUGGUCACUGAUUGAAUUAAGCUCCAAAGUUUCCAACUUUUGCAAAAUGAUAUUGCUGGUCGCGCUCGCAUUGCUUCUUGGUGGCUUCCUUGCUGUUCUUCUUUUCAAACCAAAAUCUGGGAAUAAGGGGAAAACUCAGACCACCUUUAACAAUACUAAGGCAUCAAAAUCCUACAGUAAAACUGAUGUUUCACUGCAUAACAAAAGGACAGAUUGCUGGAUAAUCAUCAAGAACAAGGUAUAUGAUGUUACCUCAUAUGUAGAGGAACAUCCAGGUGGUGAUGCCAUUCUAGCACAUGCUGGAGAUGAUUCAACUGAAGGAUUUUUUGGGCCACAGCAUGCAACUCGAGUCUUUGACAUGAUUGAUGACUUCUACAUUGGGGACUUGGAGCAAUAGCUAAGAGAGUGUUUGGAUAACGACCUAACUGGUGUUUUCACUGUCUCGGAAAGUCAAGUUUAACGUUCUAAAACGUGGAUGCAGCCUCCAAGCUCCGUUUACGUUCUGUUUAACGAAAUUCAAAAAACUCUAGCCAAGUCAGUGGUUUCUGGUUGGUUUGUAAUGUUCAAGAGAUAUGUGAUUUGAGAAGUACAAUAUUCAAUUGGUUGUUGCCCCACACUUUUUGCACUCCUAUUCUGAUCAUUUAUCUUCAUUAGACAGUAAUUCAGGCGUCACUGUUUGAAAUCAGACCAUAACCCAUUGCAUGACUUUUGAUAAAAUGUGUCAGAUGUGAUAAACUGGAUAUGAAAUGAUAUCCAUGAAAUAAGUUAUUCUCUCAUGUAGGCAUUCCCAGAAAGGGUAAAACUCCUUUCAUAUUCCAACUACCACCACCCUUGUCUCUACCUAUCACAUCCUAAGAAAACAGAACCAAGUCUUGUUUUUUGUCAAUAAAUAGAAUAGUACAAAAAUAAAUGUGAAUCACUGGCUGGAUAUACAUUUUAGGGAUUCCUGAUUGUUGAACAUUCAAUGCAGAACUGAACUGUUAUAAUUACAAAAUUAGCUCCAACUGGGAAGGGCUUGGGCUAGAAAUCAUAUGCAUUGAAUUUGUAGUAAAAUGAAAUAUGGAAUAUGGAAUCUACCAUACU
Lotus japonicus is the source of this 1244-nucleotide messenger RNA. RefSeq names its product cytochrome B5-like protein. Gene Ontology annotation, cellular component: intracellular membrane-bounded organelle; membrane. Gene Ontology annotation, molecular function: heme binding. The transcript has 6 exons. The coding region runs from base 208 to 558 and encodes 116 amino acids. NCBI's taxonomy places the organism in Eukaryota, Viridiplantae, Streptophyta, Magnoliopsida, Fabales, Fabaceae. The record is from RefSeq and is a predicted model, not a curated record.